Manihot esculenta (cassava) is the source of this 1478-nucleotide messenger RNA. RefSeq lists its product as uncharacterized. Bases 170 to 511 code for a protein of 113 amino acids. The record is from RefSeq and is a predicted model, not a curated record. NCBI's taxonomy places the organism in Eukaryota, Viridiplantae, Streptophyta, Magnoliopsida, Malpighiales, Euphorbiaceae. The transcript is spliced from 5 exons.
AGUGUUGGAUGGCUGACCGAAGCCCUUGGGCUUGGAUAUUACUGAAAAGACCAAAUUGUCCCUACUAUAUAAUCAACAUAUCUCCACUGUUCACUUUUCCUCUCCCCUGCCCUUUUGCUAGAGAGAGAAGCUGCCAGAUUUGUAAGAAAAGGAGAAAAAGGAAGUAGAGAUGCUACCCCAUCAAUGGGCUCAACCUUGUGGCAAUCAGUGCACUCACAAAUACGCAGCUCUCACUCAGAUUCCAUGGAGAGUAUUUUGCAAGAAAGGAUGUGAUGCUGAUGGAGAAACGUGGGAAGAAUGUUUGGAAGAGUGCAAUGAAAUAUGUUAUAAGGACCCAGUAUUAAAGGAUCAGCAGUGGAGUGCUUACAUUGACCGGUCUCCUGGAGCUGCCGGUUAUUCUGAGGAAUGCUUUCAUGCCUGUGCGUCUGGCUGUGGCUACAAGAAGGUGUGGAUUUCAAUUGUAGUUACAGCUUCGACAACCACACUCUCUAGUUAUCUCAGAUUGCAUUAAGUGGAUCACAUAGGAUAGUUUUUUUCUUCAUUUAUUUCCCAUUUCACUCUCCACCCUCUGUCUCUCUCCUCCCAAGCUUCUCUGGUUUGUAGGAGAAUCAUCCAGAGAAUCAACCAAUUUUUGCAGGCAAAAUUAUUUCUCAAGCUCAAACAUAUGGCAUUAUUGUAGAUUCAUUUAUGUUUCUUCUUGAGUUCAUAAACAAUUCAUAUGCCCAUGUGCUUUCUUGCAAUGCUUCUUUCUGGACUACAGUUUGAAAUUGAACAAAAGAAAGUCGAUGAGGCGCGACCAAACAGGCCAUGCAAGCCUCCCCCUUCUGUGAAGGCAGCUCCUCCUGUUCAGAAGCCAUCUCCCCUAACUAGUAAACCUGGUGAACCUACUGAAGACAUACCUUGCACUUCUGCAUAGAGACAGAGAAAGAUGGAAAGAAGAAAGAAAAACAGGUAGAAAGAGAAAAGAGUGUUCUGGCAAGAAGAUGAACACCCUUUGUUUAGCUGUAUAGUCUUGGAAGAUUCUUAUAUCUGCUUGCGCCUUUCUCUCACCGGUAGCUUAUAUUUUAUCCGUGUUCUGUCCCUCAAUUGGGUUCCUGAAGUUUCAUUACAGUUGCAUCUGGUUUUCCAGAUUUGAUAGCAUAACCUUGGAGAAUUGAAUUCUAAAGUCAAUCCCUUUUAAGUUUUGGUUGAUGACAGAUACCAACUGGUGGCUUCAGAAGUAGCAUAGUUGAAGAUUUGUUUUCUGACUUUUGAGAAGAAAAUAUACCACGAUUCUGUUCAUUUUGAUGAAACAGGCAAAAAUUUUGAUGGUGGGUUUAGCAGUUUAUGUUUUUGAGAAUUAUUUAAUAACCAUUUUAUGCAAUUUCUUUCUUUUUUUUUUUCUUUUAAAUUAUGUAGAGCUUGUUUGUCUAAUUAUGGAAUAAGUGAUAUCUUGGUACUUAGGCUCCGUUAAUUUAUUAAAAUUCUUUAUUUUUUAA